Messenger RNA from Miscanthus lutarioriparius, 1641 nucleotides. Lineage: Eukaryota; Viridiplantae; Streptophyta; Magnoliopsida; Poales; Poaceae. The record is from the annotation of a GenBank genome assembly.
AUGACCACCAGCGGCCCCGUCCCACUGGUCUCGCAGGUGCAGCGCAAGCCACUGACAUACACCCCAAGCCCAUGGGGUGACUUCUUCCUCGAGCACAUCCCAUGCACUCCAUCACAGUUCUUGUCAAUGAAGGAGAGGGCACAGAUCAAGAAGGAACAAGUGAGGCAGAUUGUAUUAGAAACCGUUGCCACCUCCAACCUGAUACAGAAGAUGGAGCUCGUCGACACGAUGCAACGGAUCGGGCUGGACUACCACUACAAGAAGGAGAUCAAUGAUUUGCUUUGCUCUGUCUACGAUGACAAAGAUGGAGGCUCUGACAACCUCUACAUCACCUCGCUGAGGUUCUAUUUGCUCAGGAAGCAUGGGUACGGAGUCACUUCAGGUGUGUUUGAGAAAUUCAGGGAUGAGCAAGGGAACAUUUCAAGUGAUGAUGUCAGCUGCUUGCUGAUGUUGUAUGAUGCUGCGCAUCUGAGAACUCGUGGGGAGGAUAUACUUGACAACAUCAUCACUUUCAACAAGAGCCACCUCCAAUCUCUACUGCUGCUGGAAAAUUUGGGGCCAGAGCAACAAGACGAGGUCCAGUGCACUUUGGAAACACCUCGGUUCAGGCGGGUCAGCAGAGUCGAGGCAAGGCGCUACAUCUCAGUAUAUGAGAAGAAGACUACACGGGAUGCGACCAUACUGGAGUUUGCAAAACUAGACUACAACAUCUUGCAAGCUAUCUACUGUGAUGAGUUGAAAGAACUUACAGCAUGGUGGAAGGAUUUCCAAUCACGAAUAGAUCUGUGCUUUACAAGGGACAGAAUGGUGGAGCUGCAUUUUUGGAUGCUCGGAGUGCUUUUUGAGCCUUAUCACUCAUAUCCACGGCAAAUGAUGACAAAGUUUUACAUAAUCAUGACCUUAAUUGAUGACCUUUAUGACAACUACAGCACCACAGAGGAGAGCGAUAUCUUCACUACGGCCAUGGAAAGGUGGGAUGAAGAAAUCACAGAACAGCUUCCAACAUACAUAAAGGCACUCUUCAUCAACAUACGUAACACUACAAAUAAGAUCGAGGAGGAGUUAAGACACAAGAAAAACAAGCAUGCUGAAUUGUUCAAGAAACUGGUGAUUGACAUGGCUAAAAACUACCAUGCUGAGGUGAAAUGGCGAGAUGAACAUUUCAUUCCAACCAAUGUUGAAGAGCACCUCCAAAUUUCCUUGCCUAGCAGUGGUUGUAUGCAUAUGACAAAUCUUGGGUUUAUUUCAUUGGGAGAUGUGACUACUAAGGAGGAUGUUGAGUGGGCUCUCACCUUUCCAAAAAUCAUUAGAGGUGUCUGUAUCGUGGGGCGUGUCGGCAAUGACAUCGUGUCGCAUGAGCGUGAACAAGCUAAGGAGCAUGUGGUAUCCACAGUGCAAACUUACAUGAACCAAUAUGAGGUGACAGUAGAGGAAGCCAACAAAAUGCUUAAAGUUAUAAUUGAAGAAGCAUGGAUGGAUAUUGUUGAAGAAUGCAUCGAGCACAAACGUCCUAUGGCACUUUUAGAGGUAGCAGUCAAUGUUGCCCAAACAAUGGAUUUCAUGUACAAGAGUGAAGACGCAUUCACCCUUUCAUUUAGCCUCAAGAACACUAUAGCUUCAAUAUAUGUCAACUCCGUGUGA